AUGGGCGUGUCAUCAACAGCGCGCCUCCCGUCGCUGGGCGCACAAUCCAUCCCGCCGCUCUUCAGCCACCUGCAGCACACAUCCAACGCCAAGGUCGUCGCGCGCUGGAGCAUCACCAUCCGCUCGUUCCGCGCCGUCCCCGUCCCCUGCAAUGCGUGGCCGUCCGACUCGGGUCCCACCAACGAAGAUGCAUCAUCGUCCAGCGGUGUGCAGAUUGCAGCCUCGGCAUCGGCAGCGUCGGCAUCGGGUGCACCGCCACUCACCAAGCCCAGGACCAUGUGGCAGGUGUGGCUCUCGGACCACCCGGGUGUGGUGUUUGUGAUUGUCGAGGAUACGGGCAAGUCGUCCAGGGCCAAGGCGUGGCGCGACUGGGAGGUGGCGCUCAAGAAGUGGAAGAAGGCGCGCCGCGCAGAGAUCGAGGCCAGGAAGAGGCUUGCACAGGCUAAGCUCGAGUCGGAGAGGGAGGAUAAGCAGUCCGAAGCCGUCGAGGCGACGACUGGCUCUUCCGGAUCCGCCGCCGCUGAUCCAAAUGCCACUGCGCAAAGUUCAAACGACCAAGCGCAGCUGAUGGAAGUGGAUGCAGCCAAGACCGAGGGCGGCGACGCUGCGUCCGAACCCGCAUCGAGUGAACAUGCCAAACACGAGGAGACAGAGGAGGAGCCGAUUGCAUCCGCAGGCCCGCGGCCGAAAUUGCAGCUACCCUCGCAUACGCGCUAUACGGUUUCGGCGCUGACGGCGUCCAUGUCGGCGAUGCUGACGGGGCUGAAUCUGCCGCCUCCGCACGGUGCGCCCGUGGGCACGGCGGGGCCGGGCGCAUGGGUACCGCGCGGCGCCGCGGUCUCGAUCGAAGGCCUCGUGCUCGAGCUCAACAGCCAGAGCCUCGAUGCGCUGCCCGGCAUCUCUCCUGCGCUGGCCUCGCUCGACGCGCCUACGGACGGCGAGGGCGGCGUCGACUGGCGCGUGCGCGUCGGCAGCGUCAUGGGCGGCGGAGGCCGCAGCGCAGGCGCCGUCGUAGAGGCCGAAUUCAUCCCACCCGCUGCGGUGCUGCCCACAUCCAAGUUCAUGCAAGACUUCCUCAUGGCGUUGUUCCCACCGGGGCUUGUUCCUGCUCAGCCUGCGCAGAUUCAAGCUGCGGGCGUGGGGAAUGGUGGCGCGAGUGCGGGGGGUACUCCGCGUGGGGUGCAGGCAACACUUGCCGGGGUGGCGCAGGGCCAGGGGGGAUUCAGCUACACUAUCGGAGGCGGGAUGGAGGGCGUGCAGCCGAAUCGCAGCUUCAACAUCCCCGUGGUGUCGAAUCAGUUGUGGGAGGAGGUGGUGCCGCGCUCGGGCGAGGGCUGGCGGCAGCGCAUCAGCCAGCGUUCGCGCCAGAUGCGUGCCGCCAAGCGCCUGCAGCGUCGUCAGCGUGCAUCCCAACCGGCCUCUCAUAAUCACGCAGCGGAAUCGAAUGAUGCGUCUGGCUGGCACAGUUUCGGCACAGACGAGCCCGGCGCCGACAAGGAGUGGGAGGACGACGAGGUGUCUUCGUCCGACUCGGAGACCGACGGUGCGCUGCCCAACGGCCACGCCGGCGCGCUGGCGGGUACCGCAGUGACCAUGCAGCAGGUGGAUGAGGAUGACGACGAUGAUGAUGAUCGUCCGCUCGGCGCACCUGCCUGGACGCAGCCCAAGCCCAAUGCACCGCAGGCUGAGCCGAAGCCGCCCAAGCCCAGCGAGGACACGGUGCAGCUCAUCUUCCAGGGCUUACGGUCUGAUGCGGACGAGCAGGAGGGUGGUGACAUGGGUGCAUGGUCUGGUGUGGAGCGUGGGAGGAGAAUCGCCUUUCAGUAUGUCCAGAUGCUGCGUGCAGAAGGCAUCAUCUAG
Molecule: messenger RNA, 1860 nt
Organism: Moesziomyces antarcticus
Lineage: Eukaryota; Fungi; Basidiomycota; Ustilaginomycetes; Ustilaginales; Ustilaginaceae
Exons: 1
Coding region: 1-1860 (619 amino acids)
Source: RefSeq, a predicted model, not a curated record